Molecule: messenger RNA, 4383 nt
Organism: Necator americanus (New World hookworm)
Lineage: Eukaryota; Metazoa; Nematoda; Chromadorea; Rhabditida; Ancylostomatidae
Exons: 36
Coding region: 1-4383 (1460 amino acids)
Biological process (GO): regulation of synaptic transmission, glutamatergic; G protein-coupled glutamate receptor signaling pathway
Cellular component (GO): plasma membrane
Molecular function (GO): adenylate cyclase inhibiting G protein-coupled glutamate receptor activity
Source: RefSeq, a predicted model, not a curated record
AUGGGAUGGGGCGCCAUCCUAUUGUUGCUUCUGUACUAUAUCGCAGCAACUAUGAAUGCCGUUCGACAGGUCGCUGUGCCUGGCGAAAUCGUACUGGGGGGUCUGUUUCCUAUUCACGAAGCCGGUAGAAACGGAUCACAAUGCGGAAAAAUUAAAGCAGAUCAAGGUGUACAACGUAUGGUGGCUAUGUUGUAUGCGUUGGAGAAAGUGAAUCAGGAUAACACCCUACUGCCUCAAGCCAGUCUUGGCGCACAAAUCUUGGACACUUGCUCUGUGGACAGCCAUGCUCUGGAACAAUCGCUGGAGUUCAUAAAAUCAGUAAUGUCCAGUGGCGAUGGUGCGAUUUGUGCGGAUGGUUCGCCGGCCAGCUACCAUCGCCAGCCAGUGGCCGCUGUUGUUGGCGCUGCUGGCAGCCAGGUGUCGGUAAUGGUCGCCAGCAUGCUGCAGCUUUUCCGGAUUCCACAGGUCAGCUACUCGUCCACGGGAGCAGAGCUGAGUGAGAAACCUCGUUUCGGCUACUUUUCUCGUGUUGUGCCACCGGACAAUCUCCAAGCGCAAGUGAUGGCUCGUGUGGUUCGCGAACUCGAUUGGACAUACGUGCACGCGAUUGCUGAUACAGGCUCGUACGGUGAACGCGGCAUGGAUUCAUUUCGAGCGGCUGCGACUGAGCUGGGUAUCUGUAUUGACGGCGACAUACAUAAGAUCAGCCGGCGAUGGACGGAUAAGAAUUUUCGCGAUCUUCUCAUCCGUAUGCAUCGUACGCGCAAAGCACGUGGCGUGGUGAUGUUUGUCGACGAGGACAACCUGAAACGACUGCUUCACACCCUGGAUAAACUCAUCAAGGAAGGUCACAAGGAACUAGAUCGACACUUUUGGUUCGUCGCCAGUGAUUCAUGGGGAAUCAAGCAGUCCGUCGUAUUGAGACUGGAACACCUCCUAGCCGGUUCGAUUACCAUAGCACCCUACGUAAGGGAAGAGAAAGCCUAUAUCACUUUCUUCCGGAAACUGUCGCCAACCGGUUCCACAUUCCUGGAGGAAUAUUGGGAUGCAUUAGGCUGUAAUAGGAACAGUGAACUACAGUAUUUUGGCGAAUGUUUCGACUAUAUCAAUUAUACACUCAAACAGGAAUCAUAUGUGCCAUUUGUUGUCGAUACAGUACGCGUGCUAGCUAGAGCUAUUUCAAAAUACAUAGUGGAUGAAUGUGGUAGCAGGGAAUUCCAUCGUUGUACUUUAUCAACGUCCCGGUUUCUCGGUGAUCGUCUACAGAAGUAUUAUAGAAAUGUGUCGCUUAGUGAAAACGAACCUCCACUUAUCGACGCUAAUGGAGACGGUAUCGGACGUUAUGACGUUUUCCAACUGGACAACAAAGGAAUCUAUCACAAGGUCGGAAAAUGGCGAUCAACGGAGGACUCAUUCGAAAUUCGGGUAGAACAAGUUCGUCGAGGCUUUCGGUUGGCUCAUGGCGAGAGUCCCCUCUCUGUCUGCUCUACGGACUGCCCUCGAGGACAUUAUCGCGCAUAUCAGGAUCAAACUUGUUGUUGGGCUUGUAUUCCGUGCGACAUUGCGACAAGUAUCAUAAUCAAUGUCACGAGGUGUGAUAUGUGCCCUGAGGGGGAAGUACCAGAUGAGACCCAAAGCUACUGCGUGCCCAUCCCUCCAGUGUCUAUGAGAUGGGACUCCGCAUGGGCGCUGAUACCAGCAGGUUUUUCACUGCUUGGCUUGACAUCGACUAUAUUCGUUGUCGGUGUCUUCUUAAAAUUCUCCAAUACGCCAGUGAUCAUGGCAUCUGGUCGAGAAUUAUGUUACUGUAUGAUCAGUGGUAUAUCGAUGUGCUACCUCCUCACAUUUUUCCUCGUUUCACAGCCUUCUGCACCAUCAUGCGCUUUUACCAGGGUCUUGAUGGGACUAUCGAUGUCGGCUAUUUAUGCUGCUAUUAUCACGAAGACCAACCGAUUAGCGCGGGUUUUCAAGCCAGAUAGUGCACAACGGCCACGGUGUAUCACACCAACAGCACAGGUGGGAAUUUGCGUUUCCAUUGUGUCAGUGCAACUGUUUGGAUCAAUCGUUUGGUUACUGGUCGAUCCCCCAGGCACCAAGGUGGUGUUCCCAUCGCGCACUGAGGCGGUGCUCACCUGCAAGGCAACCGCUUCGCAUCUUUUGGUUUCAUUGCUGUAUAAUUUACUGCUUAUCGUCGCAUGUACAGUGUACGCAUUUAAAACGAGGAAAAUUCCCGAAAAUUUCAACGAAACACGUCAUAUCGGUUUUACUAUGUACAGUACAUGUAUUCUGUGGUUGUCAUUUGGACCGAUUUAUUUUGCUACGCAAAAUAAUUUCCGGAUACAAAUCACAUCUUUGUGCAUGUGCAUAUCGUUGUCGGGUACCGUUGCGUUGGUGUGCUUCUUCGCUCCGAAGGUGUACAUCGUAUUAUUCCAACCGUAUAAAAAUGUCAGGACACGACAGUCUGCGGUAGGACGAUUGGUCAAUCAGCAGAUGCGAUUUAUGAGUCAAUUCACCUACAAUCAAGACAAUUACACGUCCGCAUACAAACCCAUGUCUACAGCAUCCAAUCCCUCUUAUCGACCUGGAUCCGAGGAGAAUUCGCACGGGAGUACCCAGGCCUCGACCAUACAUCCGCUUCCCUUGCCUAUUAUGGACAAGCUAACCAGUAAUAACUGCUUGCAAAAGAGCGAAAUCGGCAAAAAACUCUCUUUACAAGAAGAGUCUGAGAAUAACUGUCCCGACCUGCUUACGACAAACGACGUAAGGCGACGUCGUCCAGCGAGUUUGUACACAACGAUGCCGGAUGUGGUGCGACCCCUGCCGCUACCGCUAAAAAUGCCACCCGAUAUGGAUGUAUGUGACUCACAGACACUGCGACAAACCGCUGGACUGCAAUUAGCGCAAGACUGGUGGACGACAACGAGGUUCACCGGCGCCGGUGAGCGGAGGCGUGGAUCAUCGUGGGGGCGGAGCCUGGUGGAUGGCGUCAGUCGCGCCGACCACGAAAUACUCGUGGUGACGACGAUGGGCAACCGCUCUUCCAGCCACUAUCCACCACCACCGUCCGCGUGGCCGCAUGGUCCCUAUGGAGCGUAUACGGCACCGACCGCGACGCCGGGUGCCUUCGACGCUAAGCGUGGUCUUAGUGGCGGACCACCGGGGGCUUACGCGGAGCCUUACGUGCCUCAUCCACAAAUGCGUCGUUCAAUGAUAAGUUUGAAUGCAGAUUCCGGUUACAUGACCAGUCCCAGCGAUUCGGAACGUAUGCGAAUGCGUGGAUCACGAAUGUCGUUGAAUCAUUUGGAUUUAGAACGACAGUUGCUAUAUCCACCAGAUCCGAAAACGAUGAGAAAAUUGGAAAAAAUGGAGAAGAAACAACAGAAGUUGCUGAAAAAAAUGGGCCGCUCUGUUCCGACGGCAGUAUUCCUUCCACCGCAACCGAUGCCAUCGGUUUACGCUCGUGCUAUGUCUUUCGAUGAUUUGAACAGAGUGCAUGUGGUAGUGGCGCCGAAUGAUCUACGAUUCAGGGAUCAUUGGCGAGUUGGAGCGGCACGAUUCCGUUCACCAGGGGAUCGCGUAGGAAGAUCAACAUUGAGCACCACAACAACGUCCGGACAUGCAGUACAUGGGGAUGGCUCGUUGACGUCAUCACCAGUUACUUCUGUAUCGGACGGACAUGCUGGAGACGCAUGGCGAGAAUCACCGUUGAGGAGAGGCACAAGAGAUGAUAUGUCACCGAUGAGCGAUAGUAGCGCAGCAAUUCCCAGCAACACUCGAUCUACGGAAGGAAAUAAAGUUGACAAACCGAAAUCAGUUGAGAUCAAAGUUCAACGAACGGAGAGGUUGGAAAGGCGCGAGAAAUUCGAUAAUAAGGACUGGUUGAACAAUAAUGACACUUAUGCAAUGCCAAGAAUGCAACCAUCAUUCGGAUCCAGGUCCUCAUUGGCAACCUCUCAGGCUCGUGGCGAGUCCAGCGAUAUCGACUUCAGCUGGAUUAGAGAGGAAGAGAACAAGCUAAGAAAAGAACGAGAGAAUUUGAAACGACUUCCUGAAUGUUACUUUGGUAUCGAUCCUCCGAAACUAGAGGAUAGAGUUGAGUCUCGUGAACGAGAUGAAAAAGAGAAUCUGCGCAGAAGCAAUGUAGUACGCAGUACAACAGCCGCAUUCGAGCAGGAAUUAGCUAAAGAUAGAAGAGAGCAGGCAUUCAAAUCUCGAUCCUCUGUAUAUCUCGAAGACCGACGGCAAGAGCAUUCACCAAGACGAGAAAUGGGCCCCAUGGCAAGACGACUGCAUAGGAUGCAGAGAGAAGCAGAAGUUGCUAAUCGCGACUACGGUGACCGUGACGAGUGUAGACAGCGAUGGAGAAGUAGCAUGGCAUUCUGA